Messenger RNA from Funneliformis geosporum, 531 nucleotides. The record is from the annotation of a GenBank genome assembly. NCBI's taxonomy places the organism in Eukaryota, Fungi, Glomeromycota, Glomeromycetes, Glomerales, Glomeraceae.
AUGAAUUUCUAUUUUAUUAACCCAGAAACGCCCGAAAUAAUUGAAAAUGGCAAAAUGAGUUCGUCAAGAGCGCCAAACAUAUUCAUUGCUUACCGCAAAGAAAUGAUGAAAAUUAAACCAGAUAAUAUGACAAUGCCGGAAUACAGCAAAAUGAUUGCAGAAUUGUGGAGACAGAUGCCAGAGGAAGAUAAGAUUAAUCGAAAAAGAGUAUAUCAAAUCUUUCGGGAUCAGAAAUUACCAAACGCAGUGGACAAACGUAUGAAUAAAAGUUCGGAGAUUGUUCCUUCGGUAUCUUUUCAUAUGGGCGAAAGUUUGGAAUCCUUUCCUUCGAUGCCAGAUUGUAAGUUCAAUCGGCAUCAAAUAUUACAAAACGCUGGUCCAAUUAACGAAAAUUCGGAUUCUAAUCUAACAGUUGAUCAAUUCAAUCAGUAUCAAACACCAAGCGAAAUGAACGUUGCGGGUCAAAUGAGACAAUUUUCAGACUCGGAAGUUUUGAUGGCAAUUUAUCAGUUUAAACAGGAUAAUCAUUAA